Drosophila ananassae is the source of this 2058-nucleotide messenger RNA. RefSeq lists its product as uncharacterized. NCBI's taxonomy places the organism in Eukaryota, Metazoa, Arthropoda, Insecta, Diptera, Drosophilidae. The transcript has 2 exons. The record is from RefSeq and is a predicted model, not a curated record. The coding region runs from base 1504 to 1998 and encodes 164 amino acids.
AAUUAAGCUGGGCUAUGCACCAACGCUGCGAUUCGAUUCCCAUAAUACAAUCUUUCAGCGACUGGCUAUAUAAACUAGCGGAAGCAGCCUCUACCGUACUACCCGGAUCAAGCGCAAAGACCAACAGUGUAAACACCCAUUCACAAACUCGACGAGGAUCGUCGAACGAAGCAACUUUCGAUACGGAGGUCGAUCUCCAGGAAGAAACCAGAGCGAGCCAAACGUGCAUUAUGUGUAAUUCUACUGAACACACCGCCGCUCAAUGCGAAAAAUUUAAGCUGCUAACUGUUCCAGAAAGACAAAGAAUUAUAAACGACUCUCGGGCUUGCUACAGAUGUUUGAAGGCCCAUCGCCGUAAAUGUUUUUCCAGGCGCGACUGCGGAGUCGACAACUGCCAAUCCAAGCAUCACCCGUUACUUCAUAGAGAUCCACCUCAAUCAGAGCUAGUUAGUGCUCAUCAUGAAGAAGGCAUUAUGGAAGAACAAUACUUCCGAAUUCUGCCAGUCACUCUGUAUGGAAAAGGAACUUCCAUUAAUACAUUUGCCUUUCUGGACGAAGGCUCAUCAGUAACUCUCAUCGAAAGCGUACUCCUGAAGGAUCUAAAAAUUGCCACAACAAAUGAACCGCUAUGCCUACAGUGGACCGGCGGCACCACCAGAAUGGAGGAUACUUCAGAGAGAGUGCAACUUCAAAUAUCAGAGACUGGAAAUUCGAAAAAGAUGUGGCUUAACAAAGUGCACUCUGUUAAAAAGCUGUCAUUACCAAAGCAGACCGUUGAUGCAGACAAACUAUGCAAAAGGUAUAAAUAUUUACAUGGAUUGCCUCUGAAAUCAUAUUAUAACGCAGAGCCUAUGAUUCUUAUCGGUACUAACAACUGGGCAUUAGCAGUUCCCAGAAAAAUCCGUGAAGGAAGACGCAACGAACCCAUCGCCUCAAAAUGUGCUCUAGGAUGGAGCAUCCAAGGAACAGGAAACUCAAGCAAACAUGUUUCUCUACAUCACUGCGAAUGCAACUGGGGCGAACUCGACAAAGCCAUCAAGGAUAGUUUUAAUGUAGACCCUAUAGCUCCACGAAAGCUUCAAUCGGAAGAUGACAAAAAGGCCAUACGCAUUCUUGAAGACACAUGCAAAAAGGUAAAUGGCCGCUACCAGGUUGGUCUUCUUUGGCGAGAUGACCGUGCUACGCUCCCAGAAAGCCUUUCAACUGCUUUAAGACGCCUGGAAUGCCUGCGGUCAAAAAUCAAGAGAGAUCCAGAAUUUCGAGCGAGUUCAAGACCAAAUCAACAAUCUUGUGUCUAAAGGAUAUGCAAUCGAACUAGAACCUACAGACAUAAAUAAGGAAGAACAUCGGGUAUGGUAUCUCCCAAUUUUCAUCGCCUUAAAUCCUAAUAAACCUAAUAAAGUACGAUUGGUUUGGGACGCAGCUGCGAAAAGUCACGGGAAAUCUCUUAACGAUUUUAUUUUAAAUGGACCCGAUUAUCUAAAUCCAUUCGCAGAGGUUCUUAUGGCAUUUAGAGUUGGUCGUAUCGCCGUGUGCGCCGACAUUGCAGAGAUGUUCCAUCAAAUUACCAUACAAGAAAGCGAUAUGCAAGUUCAAAGGUUCUUAUGGUUCCAUAACGACAAAAAAACUCCAAGAACCUUCGUCAUGCGUUCGAUGACAUUCGGAAUUUGCUGCGCACCUUGUAUCGCCCAUUAUGUACGCGACAAAAACGCAGAGGCAUUCAAAGACACAAAUCCUCGAGCAUACGAGUCUAUAACCAAGGCACACUAUAUGGACGAUCUCAUCGACACCUACACUAAUGAUUCCGAGGCGGUAUCAGUGGCAUCAGCAGUCAAGGAUAUUCAUGCGAAUGCAGGAUUCACAAUAAGAAACUGGAUCUCAAACUCCGCCGCGGUUAUGCAUCAUUUUGGAGAGCGCCAAUUAAACACCCACAAUCCAAAGGAACUUGGUGGACCUGAAAAGGUUCUCGGUUCGCAAGACUUCAAAGAGAUGUCCUGAACGGAGACGCUACACCAACCAAGCGAGAAAUCCUGCAGGUACUCAUGUCCGUCUUUGAUC